UCUUUACAACCAAGGGAUCCUCUCCCUGCCGACAUGGAGAUAUUUUACCAGCCAUGCUUAGCUUUAAUUUAUCAAGAUAAACAGCCUACUUCUAAUAAACCGAUUUCAUUUAUUACCAUGGAUGGCUCCUUUCCCUGUUUAAUGCCCAUUUAUGAUAAGAAAGAAUUUUCACAUGAAUAUGUUCUAACUCACGCUCAAUGGACUCUUAUGGGCUCUUACCCUACACUCACCGAAGCCAACAAGUAUCUAAAGACUAUUGAUGAACAAUUUAUAAAUAACGUAGUAAGGCCACAUUGCGAAGAUGAAAUGAAAAGAUUCUACCCCGAAUUUCUAAAACGCUUUAAGUAUUCUGGAUGCAGAGCUGGUAAGACUGUGGUGGUACUACCCAAAUUACGAACCGAAAAAGAAUUUCGCAAUGCUGUUACUUUUCAAGAUAAAAAAUCAGGAAUGAUUUUUGUAUUUCCUGGCAAAAUUAACAAUCUUAAACAUGUAACCGAUGAAACACUGGCUUUAAUGGGGGUUAUUAACGACAACCAAGAAAAUAUUAUUAGUUAUGGGAGCUACCGAUUUGUCCAAGAUGGUAUACUUAAUAAAUGUCAGUUGGAAAUAAGACAGAAACCGAAGAAAAAUGACAAGCGCAAUACUGCAAAUGUACAAACUUAUCAACUUUCAAAAGAGAUAACUGAAAAUACAAUUCUUCCUCCAACUUCUCCAACUUCACCCAACCUUCAAUCAAUUGCAAGUACCUUAAUUACGGAUUGUUGGAUCAAGUGA
This is a messenger RNA of Racocetra persica, 774 nucleotides long. The record is from the annotation of a GenBank genome assembly. Lineage: Eukaryota; Fungi; Glomeromycota; Glomeromycetes; Diversisporales; Gigasporaceae.